Messenger RNA from Linepithema humile (Argentine ant), 3087 nucleotides. It is a transcript of the gene Cc2d2a, whose product is annotated as Coiled-coil and C2 domain containing 2A. Lineage: Eukaryota; Metazoa; Arthropoda; Insecta; Hymenoptera; Formicidae. Gene Ontology annotation, biological process: protein localization to ciliary transition zone; non-motile cilium assembly. Gene Ontology annotation, cellular component: ciliary transition zone. The record is from RefSeq and is a predicted model, not a curated record.
AAGCGAGCGUAAUUUAGAGAUUUUGUUCUAUGUGUUUAAAAUUAAAUUAUUUAAGGCUUUAUUCUAUAAACAUUAUAAAUUCUGUAGAAAUUACAAUUUGUUUAAGUAGAAAUAUUAGAGUUAUAAUUAAUUUAACGACAAGAAAGGGCCAAUAAGAGCGUGUAUCAUAAUUAUUCUAAACUCUGUGAGUGAACUCUUUCCAGAAAAAAGCGAUCUUGUGUUAACAUUUUUUUUAUAACUGCAUAUAAUGUCUUCCUCCGAUAUCGACUUCAUAAGUGGAUCGACACAGCGUUCAGAAGACAAAACCGAGCAAGAUCUCAGCCUCUGCUACGCAUAUCCGGUGAUCAAUAACGACCUGGAGACGAGCAGCGUGCUCGUGAAAAGCAAAAGAGUUUCGCGCGUGUCGAACAAUAAAGAUUCAUCGGCCGAGGAUGGAUUAUACGUGUCCGAGAAUCCUCUCACCGAUAAACUGGUGAAACCUUAUCCGCUCGACAGCGUGAAGCCGUUAGAUUAUGAAUCGCGAUCGCAAUUUCGCGGAAAGCUCGUGGAGAUCGCGAUACGCGAUGUUCGCAUUCACGCGCCGCAGGCGGAUCAAUCGAACGAUCGAUCCGAGCCGACGAUCGAGAUUACCGCGGUGUCUAUUUUGUUCGAGAGAAAGACGAUAUGCCGAGUGAACGGGCCGUUCAACAGAAAACUGUACAGAUUGUUGAUCAGAAAUACGGAACGGCACGAUCUCUCGAUACAGGUGCACGCGCGACACGGUGCGUCCAGCGUGCUGCCGUUACCGUUGCCACGGCGUUGCGUGAAGGAUCACAAGAUCGAGAUAGACUUCGCGAUCGGCAAGAACUCGGGUAAGCUAUACGCCGGGACCGUCGUCUGCACCGUCUCUCUGUCGACGUACGGCGCCAGCGAGCGCGAGGAAGAGAGCGGCGCGUGCUUUUACAGACCGAGCAACGAUCCGAACGAUCCGCAGAACAGCCUCUCCCUUCUGAGACCCGCGAAGCGUCCCGCCGCGAAGGACGUCAAGUACUUUCUGCUGCAGGACCCGGCCUUGAUCUUCGACGUGGACAUCAGCGCGAUUCGCAGACCGCCUUCGUGCGAAUCGAAAUCGCCGGACAUCGUCGUGACCGAGCAGCCCGCGUUCUCCCUGCUGAACGUGUCCUUCCGGAAUCUAUUCCAGGCCAAUCGACCGCUCAGACCAUCGUCGUCCGGCGGUCGUAGACGUCACACCGCCGGGAAGACAGUUCUCAGCGUCACCGUUCUGAGGGGGGUAGAGGUGCCGGUGAGGGAGGAAUCGGCGCUGAUCUCCCCCCUUUUGGAAGUGGAAUGGGGCAAUGUCGUACACACGACUUCGGUGGCGGACGGGCCGGCGCCCGUCUGGCAGCAGACCAUGCAUUUCGAAUUGCCGAGACAGAACGGCGAGCAUUGCGUCAAGUUCCGUCUGUACGAUCAGCAUCCCGUCUGGGGUCAGCAGUGGCUGGGCGAGGCGAGGAUCCCGCUCGAGCGUCACAGGAACUAUCAGGAACUCGAACGAUGGAUCGCGCUGUCGCCCCUGUUCAGUCCGGCGCUACUCUUCGGCUACGUGCAAGCGAGCCCCGGCCAGUCGCACACCAGGAUCUACGUGCUAAUGAGAAUGGAACAGCCGGGCAACGCGAAAUCCGUGGAAACCAGCGCGAUCGAUACUUUGUCGAAGGGGAUCCAGCGUUGUUUAGCGACUCCUUAUAAAAUAAUCGGCGUCGACACUCCCGACGACGCUGCACGUCUCACCAUGCUGUUAUCGUCGUUGCCCGUGCAUUACGGCCCGGUUGCGCCCCGUCAGGCUUUGAAUGUGAACAAAGUAGAUCACUACGGCAGAGGGGCUCUGCUGGCGACGUUACUGCAAGGUUUCGGCUUGCAGUCGUAUGUAUUGUUAGGUUCCUCGCAGAUUAGUAGAUGGACCGCGUUUGUCUUGAGCAUCGAAGGGGACGAUAUUGUCUUGUGGGAUCCCGAGAUCGGAGAUCAUUAUAAAUUAAGCGACAGCCGUUGUUCCUUGAUGAAAGUGUAUCGCUUAAUCAAUCAUGCUGGCAUAUGGGAAAACAUGCAAAAGUCCAUUUUGCCUAACAUUCUGAAAUAUAACGUGUCGAUUAGCAAAGAGUGGCGGCCGCUCGUGACUGUUGCCACAUCGAGUAACAACCGGUCCGUUCAGACGUUGGAAUUAACUGCCGCGACCGAGGAAGACGCGCAAGAGAAGGAAAACGCGUCACAGAUGGAGCAAUAUUUACGGGACAAGUUGUCCGGCUGGCGCAGCGCUCUCGGUUUAACGACGAUAUUCAAUCGUCACGCGGUCAGCGUUUUGCGCGGCUUCGUGUCCGACAUUCCGAACGAUGUGACACGUCAUUUGGACAAACGAGACCUGAAACAAUUGUACAGAGCUUAUCACACGCACGGUUUCCUCUUGAAUCUGCGUCAGACCGCCUUUGACGAAUUGGCAGAGCAAAUAGCCGCCACGAAAGUUCAUAACAUUACGGGGCCCAUCGAAUUCGCUCUCGUUUGCCAUGUGCAACGAUAUGUUGGCAAGACAAGGUCGAUAUGGUUAGCAUUAGCAAUAUUGCGAAGUCGCGGUUAACACCGCCACUUUCUUUUAUCGAUGUACAAUUUUUAAAGAGAGCGAAGCCAUUUUUUAUUCCGAUAUUUUAAAAUGUCUUCGAAACCGCCACUCCGCCGUAAAAGUUGAAAUGAAAAUGCCUUUGCCAAAAUUUAGUGCCAUUUAGAUUAAUGAAUUAUAAAAACCUGGAAAUAUUACUAUAAAUAAAUGCUGGAUUAAUAAAUAAAGAGGGAAACAAUCGAUAGAAUUAAACAUGUAUUUCAUUCACUCGUAUAUCGAAAGCUAUCUAAUCGUUUCUCAAUGUUUCCAUAUAACUGCCUAUUAUUACAUCAUGAAGGAUUAUGAUGCUUAUUCGCAUUGUGUGCUAUUUGCAACGCGUGCUUAUCGCAAUGUUUCUAAUUUGUGUAUGAUAUUGAUCGCUUUUAAGCUAGCGGGAGUUCCAUUAUCUGCAAAAUAUAUAGCAAAUAACAACUAUAAAGAAAUAUUUUAUAACGUUAAAUGAU